CGGAAGGGCCCGAGCUGGCCGUCGGAAGUCGUUGCUUCUCCCCUGUCCCCGCAUGGCGGCCGCUGGGCACCUUUUGCUCCGGGCGCCAUCCUUACGGCUGCUGCCCGCGUUGCGGGCGAGGGGCUGCGGCGGGCCAAGAACUCUGGGGGCGUAAGCCGGGCCUAGCCGGCGCCUUUCAUCAUCACUUGCAGCCCUUCUCCUCCUCUCCGUCUCCCGCAGGAUCGGUGACCGCGGAGCUAAUGGGGAAGUACUUCUUGAGCCUGAGCGUCCUCAAAGGGCCCUGGGACCAAGUCUUUGCCGCCUUCUGGCAGCGCUAUCCCAAUCCCUAUAGCAAACAUGUCCUGACAGAAGAUAUUUUGCACCGGGAAGUGACAGAAGACCAGAAGCUGCUCUCGAGGCGGCUCCUAACGAAGACCAACAGGAUGCCUCGCUGGGCAGAGCGCUUUUUUCCAGCCAAUGUUGCCCACUCUGUCUACAUCCUAGAAGAUUCCAUUGUGGACCCACAGAACCGAACCAUGACCACAUUCACCUGGAACAUUAAUCAUGCACGUCUUAUGGUGGUGGAGGAGCGGUGUGUUUACAAAGAGAACCCAGAAAACAGCAACUGGACAGAAGUCAAGCGAGAAGCUUGGGUCUCCUCCAGUCUGUUUGGUGUCUCCCGUGCUGUCCAGGAGUUCGGCUUGGCCAGGUUCAAGAGCAAUGUGACCAAGAGCACUAAAGGGUUUGAGUAUGUGCUAGCCAAAAUGCAAGGUGAAGCACCAUCUAAAACACUGGUGGAAACAGCCAAAGAGGCAACUGAGAAAGCCAAGGAGACUGCUUUGGCUGCCACCGAGAAAGCGAAGGACUUGGCUAGCAAGGCAGCUACUAAAAAGAAGCAACAGUUUGUGUGAAAAAAAAAACUGUUUCCUGCUAUGGGACUGGAUUGCCUCUGGCAAAGUGCAGCAUAGUAAUACUGGGAAACUCCCCUGUACCUGAGCUUUUCUUCCCCUGGGAGACAAAGCUGACCAGUAUGUCUAGGUUUUAUUUUUUUUAAUUGAAACUGUACAAAUCUGACAAUCAUCAUCUUUCUAAAAGGUGUAAUUAUCGUUAAAAUAGACUUCAAUUGAAUCUAGUGCCAGGGCCUGUUCCUCAGGUGGGCGCUAUUCUUCACAGCUGUGAUUGAAUAAUGUAAGUCUCCUUGCUUACAUUUUCUGACUCUGCAAUGUGGAGGCUGCUGUCUAUAAUAAAACUCGGUUGAGACGA
Molecule: messenger RNA, 1242 nt
Organism: Varanus komodoensis (Komodo dragon)
Lineage: Eukaryota; Metazoa; Chordata; Lepidosauria; Squamata; Varanidae
Gene: PRELID1
Product: PRELI domain containing 1
Exons: 5
Coding region: 240-890 (216 amino acids)
Biological process (GO): phospholipid transport
Cellular component (GO): mitochondrial intermembrane space
Molecular function (GO): phosphatidic acid transfer activity
Source: RefSeq, a predicted model, not a curated record